Molecule: messenger RNA, 3399 nt
Organism: Candida dubliniensis CD36
Lineage: Eukaryota; Fungi; Ascomycota; Pichiomycetes; Serinales; Debaryomycetaceae
Gene: MPH1
Product: 3'-5' DNA helicase
Exons: 1
Coding region: 1-3399 (1132 amino acids)
Biological process (GO): interstrand cross-link repair; replication fork reversal; double-strand break repair via synthesis-dependent strand annealing
Molecular function (GO): four-way junction helicase activity; 3'-5' DNA helicase activity; ATP binding
Source: RefSeq, a predicted model, not a curated record
AUGACAAUCAUUCCAUUAGAAGAUGAGGAUGAUGACGACUGGGUCUUAGAGGAUGACGAUGAUCUUGAAUUUCAGGCCAUUUUACAAGGUAACUCUUCAAAAGGUCCACCACAAAGAACAUUAGAAGGAUCAGUGGCUGCAGUAUCAACGCGUCCACAGAAAGACAAGUACGAAACUAUACCUGUUCCUGUAAAAAUAAAUUCUCCUACUCACCAUGCUAUGGAUUUUGAGAACUUGAAGACCUACAUCUAUCCUACAAAUUUUGAAAUCCGUGAUUACCAGUACAAUAUAGUUGAACGCGCCUUUUAUGACAACUUGUUAGUUGCAUUGCCUACAGGUCUAGGUAAAACAUUCAUAGCUUCAACAGUGAUGUUGAACUUUCUACGAUGGUUCCCAAUCUCGAAAAUUAUAUUUAUGGCACCAACUAGACCAUUGGUUGCUCAACAAAUUAAAGCGUGUUGUUCAAUUGCAGGUAUCCCCAGUUCUAAAGUAGCAAUAUUGUUAGACAAAACACGUCGAAAUCGAGCAGAGAUUUGGAAUUCUCGUCAGGUAUUUUUCACGACUCCCCAAGUUGUUGAAAACGAUCUAGCUUCUGGGGUUGUCAAUCCUAAGUCAAUAGCAUUAUUGGUAAUAGAUGAAGCACAUAGGGCAAAGGGAAACUAUUCAUAUAAUAAUGUUGUCAAGUUUAUUAAUAGAUUUAGUGACUCAUACCGAAUACUAGCAUUGACUGCAACUCCUGCUUCAGAUGUGGAGGGAGUUCAACAAAUAAUUGACAAUUUGAAUAUCUCCAAAGUUGAAGUUAGAACAGAACAAAGCAUUGAUAUAGUAAGACAUAUGAAGAAGAAAGUUGUUGAAAGAAAGACGUGUUACCCGUCAACUGAAAUAAAGGAAUGUAUUGAUUUAUUAGCAGAGGGGAUAACUCCAGUGCUACAAACUGCAAAUGAAAGAGGACUAUUGGACCUUACCGAUGCUACUAGGAUCAAUUUUUUGCAAUGUAUGGAAAUUUCCAGAAAGAUUAUUGCUAAUCCAACAAUUCCUGAAGGUUUGAAAUGGAGCAACUAUUUUAUUUUGCAGCUAUUAGGUAUGGUUGGUCAGUGUUACAGAAGGUUAAAUAUUUAUGGUAUCAGGUCAUUUCAAAGUUAUUUCAAUGAAAAAUUCUUGGAGUUUAAAACAAAGUGGAACGCAAAGAAGUCAACUAAUAAGCUUAAUGCAGAUUUUUAUUUUAGUGAUCCGAUAACCACAUUAAUGGAGCGAACCGAGGAAUUACUGAAAUCAUUAACAUAUGGGCACCCAAAAAUAGAGGCGUUAAUGGAAGAGCUAGACGAUUUUUUUAAAAACCAUGAAACUGCAGGUUCGAAAGUUAUUAUUUUCACUGAAUUCCGUGAAUCCGCUUUGGAAAUUGUCCAAUGUAUUGAAAAGGCGGGCGAUAAUAGAAAACCACAUAUUUUCAUCGGUCAAUCUAAAGAAAGGGAGAAAUUCGAUGUUGAGAAUUUUGGUAAGAAGAAGCAGAAAGGUCAAACAAAAAAGAAAAAGGAUGAACGGCCAUCCACAAGAUCGAGUUCAGAAAAUGCCCAAUUGACUGGGAUGUCGCAAAAAUUGCAAAAGGAAAUUAUCAAAAAAUUUAAACAAGGUGUCUUUAAUAUCCUUGUUGCAACUUCUAUUGGUGAAGAAGGGUUGGAUAUUGGAGAGGUAGACUUGAUUAUAUGCUAUGAUUCCACCUCGUCUCCUAUCAAGAAUAUUCAAAGAAUGGGUAGAACUGGGCGUAAACGUGAUGGGAAAGUCCUAAUGUUAUUCUCAAGCAACGAGGAAUCUAAAUUUGACAAAGCAAUGGGUGGGUAUGAAUAUAUUCAACAGCAUAUCAUGAAAGGUGAUCUCAUACAACUUCGUCCUCAACAUCGAAUGAUUCCUGAUGAAUAUAAACCGGAAGUUGUAAAACAGUUUAUUCAAAUCCCAGACGAGAACAUUGAAUUGAAAGCAGAAGAUGAUGAAGAUGAAAUUAUAAGAAUAGCUACCCUGUAUAUGUUAGGCAGUAAAGGUAAGAAGGGGAAAAAGGCUAAGAAUAAUAGUACCAAGAAACCAGUCAAGACUUUUUUUAUGCCUGAUAAUGUUGAAACAGGGUUUAAAAGUGCUGCCAGUAUGGUUCGUAAAGUAGGUGAUAAUAAAUCCUUGGCAGAAAGAAACAAAGAAAAAACGUUUCUUGAUAAACUUGUUGAUUCCGACAGUGACAGUGAUAACGAGGUAGAUAAGGAGAAUGGCAAUGUUGUACAAGAAAUCGAAGGAUCCAGAAAUGAAGGGCCAAUUUUCACUGAGGUGGAAAAUAUUAACCAACUGGUUGGAAGUAAUACCAAAAGUAUCAAUAAUGAUGUUGAAGCUGAAACAAGUGAUAGGUCAAAUCUCGAUCAUACCUCCGACAACUCAAAUUUUGUUGCAAAGAUGCCAGAACCAGAAGUCAUUGAAAAUUCAGAGAGUGAAGAGGAACUGGUUUCGAAGAUAGCAAAUAAUACGCCAGCCACUUCAGUAGAUCUUAGCAACGGUCGAGAGGAGACGAGCUACAAAGUGGAUCUGGUUCUUAUUGACUUGAUUGAAGAUGAUUUUACAUUCAGUAGUGAAACUGAAGAGGAUAAAGUUGAAGUUAUUGAUGUCGUUUCUCCAGAGGUUUGUGAAUUGUCUGAGAAAUCAACAAAACAAUUGAUAAGAAAAAGUUUGGGUUUGAAAAGGAAAGUCAAUAAAACACCAGUUCCUGAAACCAGUUCAAUUAGUGACACAUCUUCUGCUUCCAAGAAAUCUCCUAAUGAAGAAACAAGAAAAGUGGUUCAGGAUUCAUUUACAACAAACAAGAGGUCACUAGGUGUAAAAAGACCCCGCCCAACAAGUAUUAUUGAUCAAUUAAAAAGGCAAAAAAUCAAGUCACAAGUUAUAGUCUCAAGAGAAACUCAGAGUAUCAUAGAGCAUGAAAUUCGGACACAAAAUUCACUUCCUAGUCCAAGAAAUACGCUGGAUGAAAUUAGUGAAAUCGACACCAUAAUAGAUUUAGAUGACGAUGACAAGGUUAUUACUCAUGAUAAGCUCCAAACCACCACAUCAAAAGUGGAUUCAAUAUAUGAGUUUUCCAAUAAAGACGAUGACGGGUUCCUUACAAACCUGCAAACUCGUGAGCUUUAUAAAAACUACUAUAUGGCUAUUGACUCAAAUGACCAUAUCCCUUUCUAUGAUCCAGUUGAGGGUUUCUCGAAAAAUAAGGACACUGACAAAUUCACGAUAGGUAGAACAGGCCCGAUUCCACAUAGUCAGGCGGCACAAAGACUUUUCCAAGCAUGUAAUGCUGAAUUCGACAGACAGCUUACAGUAGAAAGAAAAGAUGAUUCGGAACAGGGUUUUGCAUUCAUAGUAAAAAAGUAA